CUUUCCAUCACCCCACCCCAUUCUCCCGCUUUCCAUCAUCCCGCCCCACUCUCCCACUUUCCAUCACCCCGCCACAUUCUCCCGCUUUCCAUCACCCUGCCCCAUUCUCCCGCUUUCCAUCACCCCGCCCAAUUCUCCCGCUUUCCAUCACCCCGCCCCAUUCUCCCGCUUUCCAUCACCCCGCCCCAUCCUCCCGCUUUCCAUCACCCCACCCCAUUCUCCCUCUUUCCAUCACCCCGCCCCAUUCUCCCUCCUUCCAUCAACCCCCCCCAUUCUCCUUCCUUCCAUCACCCCGCCCCAUUCUCCCACUUUCCAUCACCCCGCCCCAUUUUCCCGUUUUCCAUCACCCCGCCCCAUUCUCCCGCUUUCCAUCACCCCUCCCCAUUCUCGUUGCUUCCAUCACCCCGCCCCAAUCUCCCUUCUUCCAUCACCCACGCCCCAUUCUCCCGCUUUCUAUGACCCCGCCCCAUUGUAACGCUUUCCAUCACCCCGCCCCGUUCUCCCGCUUCCUAUCACCCAGCCCCAUUCUCCCGCUUUCCAUCACCCCGUCCCAUUCUCCCUCCUUCCAUCACCCCGCCCCAUUUUCCCUCCUACCAUCACCCCGCCCGAUUCUCUUGCCUUCCAUCACCCCGCCCCAUUCGCCCGCUUUCCAUCACCCCUCCCCAUUCUCCCGCUUUCCAUCAUCCUGCCCCAUUCUCCCGCUUUCCAUCAUCCUGCCCCAUUCUCCCGCUUUCCAUCACCCCGCCCCAUUCUCCCGCUUUCCAUCACCCCGCCCCAUUCUCCCGCUUUCCAUCACCCCGCCCCAUUCUCUCGCUUUCCAAUCACCCCGCCCCAUUCUCUCGCUUCCUAUCACCCCGCCCCAUUCUCCUGCUUUCUAUCAGCCCGCCCCAUUCUCCCUCCUUCCAUCACCCCGCCCCAUUCUCCCUCCUUCCAUCACCCCGCCCCAUUCUCCCUCCUUACAUCACCCCGCCCCAUUCUCCUGCUUUCCAUCAACCCGCCCCAUUCUCCCGCUUUCCACCACCUUGCCCCAUUCUCCUGCUUUCCAUCACCCCGCCCCAUUCUCCCGCUUUCCAUCACUCCGCCCCAUUCUCCCGCUUUCCAUCACCCCACCCCAUUCUCCCGCUUUCCAUGACCCCGCCCCAUUCUCCCGCUUUCCAUCACCCCGCCCCAUUCUCCCGCUUAUCAUCGCCCCGCCCCAUUCUCCUGCUUUCCAUCACCCCGCCCCAAUCACCCUCUUUCCAUCAACCCACCCCAUUCUUCCUCCUUCCAUCACCCCGCCCCAUUCUCCUGCCUUCCAUCACCCCGCCCCAUUCUCCCGCUUUCCGUCACCCUGCCCCAUUUUCCCGUUUUCCAUCACCCCGCCCCAUUCUCCUGGUUUCCAUCACCCCGCCCCAUUCUCCCGCUUUCCACCACCCCGCCCCAUUCUCCCGCUUUCCAUCACCCCGCCCCAUUCUCCCGCUUUCCAUCACCCCACCCCAUCCUCCCACCUUCCAUCACCCCGCCCCAUUCUCCCUCCUUUCCAUCACCCCAAACCAUUCUCCCGCUUUCCAUCACCCCACCCCAUUUUCCCGCUUUCCAUCACCCCGCCCCAUUCUCUCGCUUUCCAUCACCCUUCCCCAUUCUCCCGCUUUCCAUCACCCCGCCCCGUUCUCCCGCUUUCCAUCACCCCUCCCCAUUCUCCCUCCUUCCAUCACCCCGCCCCAUUCUCCUGCCUUCCAUCAACCCGCCCCAUUCUCCCACUUUCCAUCACCCCGCCCCAUUUUCACGUUUUCCAUCACCCCGCCCCAUUCUCCCGCUUUCCAUCACCCCUCCCCAUUCUCUUCUCCCACUUUCCAUCACCCCGCCCCCUUCUCUCUCCUUCCAUCACCCCGCCCCAUUCUCCCUCUUUCCAUCACCACGCCCCAUUCUCCCACUUUCCAUCACCCCGCCCCAUUUUGCUGCUCUCCAUCACCCCGCCCCAUUCUCCCGCUUUCCAUCUCCCCGCCCCAUUCUCCCGCUUUCCAUCACCCCUUCCCAUUCUCCCGCUUCCCAUCACCCCGCCCCAUUCUUCCGCUUCCCAUCAUCCCGCCCCAUUCCCCCGCUUUCCAUCACCCCUCCCCGUUCUCCCUCCAUCCAUCACCCCGCCCCAUUCGCUCUCUUUCCAUCACCCCGCCCCAUUCUCCCGCUUUCCAUCACCCCGCCCCAUUCUCCCGCUUUCCAUCACCCCGCCCCAUUCUCCUUCCUUCCAUCACCCCGCCCCAUUCUCCCGCUUUCUAUCACCCCGCCCCAUUCUCCCUCCUUCCAUCACCCCGCCCCAUUCUCCCUCAUUCCAUCACCCCGCUCCAUUCUCCCGCUUUCCAUCACCCCGCCCCAUUCUCCCGCUUCCCAUAACCCCACCCCAUUCUCCCGCCUGCCCCUUUCUCCCGCUUUCCAUCUCCCCACCCCAUUCUCCCGCUUUCCAUCACCCCGCCCCCUUCUCCCGCUUGCCAUCACCCUGCCCCAUUCUCCCACUUUCCAUCACCCCGCCCCAUUCUCCCUCCUUCCAUCACCCCGCCUUAUUCUACCUCCUUCCAUCACCCCGCCCCAUGCUCCCGCUUUCCAUCACCCCGCCCCAUUCUCCCGCUUUUCAUCACCCCGCCCCAUUCUCCCGCUUUCCAUCACCCCGCCCCAUUCUUCUCCUUCCAUCACCCCGCCUCAUUCUACCUACUUCCAUCACCCCGCCCCAUUCUCCCGCUUUCCAUCACCCCGCCCCAUUCUCCCGCUUUCCAUCACCCCGCCCCAUUCUCCCGCUUUCCAUAACCACGCCCCAUUUUCCCGCUUUCCAUCACCCCGCCGCAUUCUCCCUCUUUCCAUCACCCUGCCCCAUUCUCCCGCUUUCCAUAACCCCGCCCCAUUCUCCCGCUUUCCAUCACCCCGCCACAUUCUCCCACUUUCCAUCACCCCGCCCCAUUCUCCCUCCUUCCAUCACCCCGCCCCAUUCUCCCUCCUUUGAUCACCCCGCCCCAUUCUCCCGCUUUCCAUCAGCCCUCCCCAUUCUCCCGCUUUCCAUCACCCUGCCCCAUUCUCUCGCUUUUCAUCACCCCACUCCAUUCUCCCGCUUUCCAUCACCCCGCCCCCUUCUCCCUCUUUCCAUCACCCCGCCCCCUUCUCCCUCCUUCCAUCACCCCGCCCCCUUCUCCCUCCUUCCAUCACCCCGCCCCAUUCUCCCUCCUUCCAUCACCCCGCCCCAUUCUCCCGCUUUCCAUAACCACGCCCCAUUUUCCCGCUUUCCAUCACCCCGCCGCAUUCUCCCUCUUUCCAUCACCCUGCCCCAUUCUCCCGCUUUCCAUAACCCCGCCCCAUUCUCCCGCUUUCCAUCACCCCGCCACAUUCUCCCACUUUCCAUCACCCCGCCCCAUUCCCUCCCCAUUCUCCCGCUUUCCAUCACCCUGCCCCAUUCUCUCGCUUUUCAUCACCCCACUCCAUUCUCCCGCUUUCCAUCACCCCGCCCCCUUCUCCCUCCUUCCAUCACCCCGCCCCAUUCUCCCUCCUUCCAUCACCCCGCCCCAUUCUCCCACUUUCCAUCGGCCCGCCCCAUUCUCCCGCCUUCCAUCACCCCGCCCCAUUCUCCCGCUUUCCAUCACCCCGCCCCAUUCUCCCGCUUUCCAUCACCCUGCCCCAUUCUCCCGCUUUCCAUCAGCCCACCCCAUUCUCCCGCCUCUUUCCAUCACCCCGCCCCAUUCUCCCGCUUUCCAUCACCGUGCCCCAUUCUCCCGCUUUCCAUCACCCCGCCCCAUUCUCCCGCUUUCCAUCACAAGGCCUCAUUCUCCCGCUUUCCAUCACCCCGCCCCAUUCUCCCGCUUUCCAUCACCGCGCCCCAUUCUCCCGCUUUCCAUCACCGCGCCCUAUUCUCCCGCUUCCCAUCACCCCGCCCCGUUCUCCCACUUUCCAUCACCCCGCCCCAUUUUCCCGCUUUCCAUCACCGCGCCCCAUUCUCCUGCUUUCCAUCACCCCGCCCCAUUCUCCCUCUUUCCAUCACCCCGCCCCAUUCUCCCUCUUUCCAUCACCCCGCCCCAUUCUCCCGCGUUCCAUCACCUCGACCCAUUCUCCCACUUUCCAUCACCCCGCCCCAUUCUCCCUACUUCCAUCACCCCGCCUCAUUCUCCCUCCUUCCAUCAACCCGCCCCAUUCUCCCGCUUUCCAUCACCCCGCCCCAUUCUCCCGCUUGUCAUCACCCCGCACCAUUCUCCCGCUUUCCAACAUCCCGCCCCAUUCUCUUGCCUUCCAUCACCCCGCCCCAUUCUCCCGCUUUCCAUCACCCUGCCCCAUUCUCCCGCUUUCCAUCACCCCGCCCCGUUCUCCCGCUUUCCAUCACCCCUCCCCAUUCUCCCUCUUUCCAUCACCCCGCCCCAUUCUCCCGCUUUCCAUCACCCCGCCCCAUUCUCACGCUUUCCAUCACCCCGCCCCAAUCUCCCUCUUUCCAUCACCCCGCCCCAUUCUCCCACUUUCCAUCACCCCGCCCCAUUCUCCCUCUUUCCAUCACCCCGCCCAAUUCUCACGCUUUCCAUCACCCCGCCCCAAUCUCCCUCUUUCCAUCAACCCGCCCCAUUCUCCCACUUUCCAUCACCCCGCCCCAUUCUCCCUCUAUCCAUCACCCCGCCCCAUUCUCUCGCUUUCCAUCACCCCGCCUUAUUCUCCUGUUUUCCAUCACCGUGCCCCAUUCUCCCGAUUUCCAUCACCCCGCCCCAUUCUCCCGCUUUCCAUCACCCCGCCCCAUUCUUCCGAUCUCCAUCACCCCGCCCCAUUCUCCCGCUUUCCAUCACCCCGCCCCAUUCUCCCGCUUUCCAUCACCCAGCCCCAUUCUCACUCUUUCCAUCACCCCUCCCCAUUCUCCCUCUGCCCAUCACCCCGCCCCAUUCUCCUGCUUUCUAUCUCCCCGCCCCAUUCUCCCUCUUUCCAUCACCCCGCCCCAUUCUCCCGCCUUCCAUCACCCCGCCCCAUUCUCCAUCUUUCCAUCACCCUGCCCAAUUCUCCCCCUUUCCAUCACCCCGCCCCAUUCUGCCGCCAUCCAUCACCGUGCCCCAUUCUCCCUCUUUCCAUCACCCCGCCCCAUUCUCUCGCUUUCCAUCACCCCGCCCCAUUUUCCCGAUUUCCAUCACCCCGCCCUAUUCUCCCGCUUUCCAUCACCCCGCCCCAUUCUCCCGCUUUCCAUCACCCCGCCCCAUUCUCCCGCUUUCCAUCACCCCGCCCCAUUCUCCCGCUUUCCAUCACCCCGCCCCAUUCUCCCGCUUUCCAUCACCCAGCCCCAUUCUCCCGCUUUCCAUCACCCCGCCCCAUUCUCCCUCUUUAUAUCACCCCGCCCCAUUCUCCCGCUUUCCAUCACCCUGCCCCAUUUUCACUCUUUCCAUCACCCCGCUCCAUUCUCCCGCUUUCCAUCACCCCGCCCAAUUCUCCCUCUUUCCAUCACCCCUCCCCAUUCUCCCUCUAUCCAUCACUACGCCCCAUUCUCCCGCUUUCCAUCACCUCGACCCAUUCUCCCACUUUCCAUCACCCCGCCCCAUUCUCCCUCCUUCCAUCACCCCGCCUCAUUCUCCCUCCUUCCAUCACCCCGCCCCAUUCUCCCGUUUUCCAUCACCCCGCCCCAUUCUCCCGCUUUUCAUCACCCCGCCCCAUUCUCCCGCUUUCCAACACCCCGCCCCAUUCUCUCGCCUUCCAUCACCCCGCCCCAUUCUCCCGCUUUCCAUCACCCUGCCCCAUUCUCCCGCUUUCCAUCACCCCGCCCCCUUCUCCCUCCUUCCAUCACCCUGCCCCAUUCUCCCGCUUUCCAUCACCCCGCCCCAUUCUCCCGCUUUCCAUCACCCCGCCCCAUUCUCCCUCUUUCUAUCACCCCGCCCCAUUCUCCCGCUUUCCAUCACCCUGCCCCAUUUUCACUCUUUCCAUCACCCCGCUCCAUUCUCCCGCUUUCCAUCACCCCGCCCAAUUCUCCCUCUUUCCAUCACCCCUCCCCAUUCUCCCUCUAUCCAUCACCCCGCCCCAUUCUCUCGCUUUCCAUCACCCCGCCUUAUUCUCCUGUUUUCCAUCACCGUGCCCCAUUCUCCCGAUUUCCAUCACCCCGCCCCAUUCUCCCGCUUUCCAUCACCCCGCCCCAUUCUUCCGAUCUCCAUCACCCCGCCCCAUUCUCCCGCUUUCCAUCACCCCGCCCCAUUCUCCCGCUUUCCAUCACCCUGCCCCAUUCUCACUCUUUCCAUCACCCCUCCCCAUUCUCCCUCUGCCCAUCACCCCGCCCCAUUCUCUUGCUUUCUAUCUCCCCGCCCCAUUCUCCCUCUUUCCAUCACCCCGCCCCAUUCUCCCGCCUUCCAUCACCCCGCCCCAUUCUCCAUCUUUCCAUCACCCUGCCCAAUUCUCCCCCUUUCCAUCACCCCGCCCCAUUCUGCCGCCAUCCAUCACCGUGCCCCAUUCUCCCUCUUUCCAUCACCCCGCCUUAUUCUCUCGCUUUCCAUCACCCCGCCCCAUUUUCCCGAUUUCCAUCACCCCGCCCUAUUCUCCCGCUUUCCAUCACCCCGCCCCAUUCUCCCGCUUUCCAUCACCCCGCCCCAUUCUCCCGCUUUCCAUCACCCCGCCCCAUUCUCCCGCUUUCCAUCACCCCGCCCCAUUCUCCCGCUUUCCAUCACCCCGCCCCGUUCUCCCGCUUUCCAUCACCCCGCCCCAUUCUCCCUCUUUCUACCACCCCGCCCCAUUCUCCCGCUUUCCAUCACCCUGCCCCAUUUUCACUCUUUCCAUCACCCCGCUCCAUUCUCCCGCUUUCCAUCACCCCGCCCAAUUCUCCCUCUUUCCAUCACCCCUCCCCAUUCUCCCUCUUUCCAUCACCCCGCCCCAUUCUCUCGCUUUCCAUCACCCCGCCCCAUUCUCCCUCUUUCCAUCACCCGGCCCCAUUCUCCCUCUUUCCAUCACCCCGCCCCAUUCUCCCGCUUUCCAUCACCCCGCUCCAUUCUCCCGCUUUCAAUCACCCCGCUCGCUCCAUUCUCCCGCUUUCCAAGACCCUGCCCCAUUCUCACUCUUUCCAUCACCCCUCCCCAUUCUCCCUCUUUCCAUCUCCCCGCACCAUUCUCCUGCUUUCUAUAACCCCGCCCCAUUCUCCCUCUUUCCAUCACCCCGCCCCAUUCUCCCGCCUUCCAUCACCCUGCCCCAUUCUCCAUCUUUCCAUCACCCUGCCCCAUUCUCCCCCUUUCCAUCACCCCGCCCCAUUCUCCCGCCUUCCAUCACCCCGCCCCAUUCUCCCUCUUUCCAUCACCCCGCCCCAUUCUCGCGCUUUCCAUCACCGCGCCCCAUUUUCUCGAUUUCCAUCACCCCGCCCCAUUCUCCCGCUUUCCAUCACCCCGCCCCAUUCUCCCGCUUUCUAUCACCCCGCCCCAUUCUCCCGCUUUCCAUCACCCCGCCCAAUUCUCCCUCUUUCCAUCACCCCUCCCCAUUCUCCCUCUUUCCAUCACCCCGCCCCAUUCUCCCGCUUUCCGUCUUCCCGCCCAAUUUUCCCGAUUUCCAUUACCCCGCCCCAUUCUCCCACUUUCCAUCACCCCGCCCCAUUCUCCCGCUUUCCAUCACCUCGCCCCAUUCUCCCGCUUUCCAUCACCCAGCCCCAUUCUCCCUCUUUCCAUCACCCCGCCCCAUUCUCCUGCAUUCCAUCACCCUGCCCCAUUUUCCCUCCUUCGAUCACCCCGCUCCAUUCUCCCGCUUUCCAUCACCCCCCCCAAUUCUCCCACUUUCCAUCACCCCUCCCCAUUCUCCCUCUUUCCAUCACCCCGCCCCAUUCUCCCGCUUUCCAUCACCCCGCCCGCUUUCCAUCACCCCGCUCCAUUCUCCCGAUUUCCAUCACCCCGCCCAAUUCUCCCUCUUUCCAUCACCCCUCCCCAUUCUCCCUCUUUCCAUCAAGCCGCCCCAUUCUCCCGCUUUCCAUCACCCCGGCCCAUUCUCCCUCUUUCCAUCACCCCGCCCCAUUCUCUCGCUUUCCAUCAUCCCGCCCCAUUCUCCCUCUUUCCAUCACCCCGUCCCAUUCUCCCGCUUUCCCAUCACCCGCCCCAUUCUUCCGCUUUCCAUCACCCCGCCCCAUUCUCCCUCUUUCCAUCACCCUGCCCCAUUCUCCCGCCAUCCAUCACCCUGCCCCAUUCUCCCGCUUUCCAUCACCCCGCCCCAUUCUCCCGCUUUCCAUCACCCCACCCCAUUCUCCCGAUUUGCAUCACCCCGCCCCAUUCUCCCGCCUUCCAUCACCCCGCCCCAUUCUCCCUCUUUCCAUCACCCCGCCCCAUUCUCCCGCUUUCCAUCACCCCGCCCUAUUCUCCCGCUUUCCAUCACCCCGCCCCAUUCUCCCGCUUCCCAUCACACCACCCCAUUCUCCCGCUUUCCAUCACCUCGCCCUACUUUCUCUCUUUCCAUAA
Molecule: messenger RNA, 8387 nt
Organism: Closterium sp. NIES-65
Lineage: Eukaryota; Viridiplantae; Streptophyta; Zygnematophyceae; Desmidiales; Closteriaceae
Source: the annotation of a GenBank genome assembly